Molecule: messenger RNA, 2704 nt
Organism: Etheostoma spectabile (orangethroat darter)
Lineage: Eukaryota; Metazoa; Chordata; Actinopteri; Perciformes; Percidae
Product: caspase recruitment domain-containing protein 8
Exons: 6
Coding region: 93-1205 (370 amino acids)
Biological process (GO): regulation of apoptotic process
Source: RefSeq, a predicted model, not a curated record
GUGAAGCGGUGAGGAUCCUGUCACAUAGACAGGACUGUGAGAGUUGGGGGGCAGUUUCUAAUCAACUCUUUUUCUUCUUCUUCUUCUAGGAAAUGUCCCACUUCACAGCUGAGCUGCUGACUGAGUCUGGAGAGACUUCAUACAGGUUCAGGUGUCCUGGUCCAGGUGUGUUCCGGUGUGCUUUGACUGGACUGGUGUUUGUUAUGACCCAGGAGGCGGAGCUGCUGUACAACACUGUCCAAUGGGAUGAGAGCCUCCUUCAAUCAGCUGGCAGGAUGGCUGCAGGGCCGCUGUUUGACAUCAAGUGUUCAGAGGAUGGAGCAGUCUGUCAGCUCCACCUCCCCCACUGUGAAACCAAGGAUGCGCUGCUUGUUGACGGCCUGCUGUCUGUCGUCCACAUCUCUGAUGAUGGGAUGAGCAUCUUGGAGCCGCUGAAGAUUACAGACACUCAUGUGGUCGUGAAGGUCCCCCACCUCUCUGCCUUGGGCCUCAUCUGGGAUUUCAUUAGAAGAUUUCUGAACCUCUCAGUGCCGAUAGAGGCCCAAGUUCUGUUGUUCCUCCGACCUCCGGACAUGGGGCCUCGAGUACUAGAUGUUCUACUGCUGCCUGGCAACGUCCUUCUAGAUGAGGUUGAGAGGAAAGUACGAGGUGCUAAACACAUCAGGAUCUCUUCCAAGUGUCGUCUCAGCAUUGAUCAGAGCUACAGGGUCCACUGUGAGCCUGAGGGCUUUAAGAUCCAGCCUGAGCUGGAGCGCUUCAGCUCAGACUAUGGACCAAACUACCAUCCAACAUUUGAAGUUUUCCUGAAGACGAUCCCAGAGAACCUGACGUUGAUGGUCCAGGACCCAGACGGGAGACCGGUCUGGAGACGGGACGUGUCUUUGAGAGGUCCAGAUGGGACAGAUCCACGGAGGAAUGUCCCAGCAGAGGACAGUUAUCCCUCAGAAGACAGGCUGUUGCGGAUUUGGGUCCAGUUUGUGACCCGAGUGUCUAAUCCAGUUCUGAACCAGCUUCUGGAUCACCUCUUUCAGCGAGGUGUUCUAACUGCCGGUGAAAUGGACUCAGCCAGAACACGAGGCCGAGAAGACAAAGCCCGAGACAUGGUGGUCACAGUGAAAAGAAAAGGACGUAAGGCCAGCUCGGUUCUGGUCUCUGCUCUCUGUGAGGUGGACCCGGUCCUCUCCAGAGAGCUGGGAUUAAUGUGAAGCACCAGACUGUGGAGAGCUGUGAUGGACGUCUACAAUAAGGGACUGUCCUAGGGCAUCUCUUUAGAAGGACACACUGUUAAAGUCUGCUGGUAAUAAGUGGACCUGGACUCUGAAAGAGAUGGAGUCCAGUACAGAGAGGAUAGAGUUCUUAGUUUCAGCCACUAGACGGAGACACAACGUCCCUGAUGGACCAACAAGAAGCAGAAUGAGAGACCUGAGGUCAUUUUUCCAGCUCAUGGUCCGUCUGGUUUUAUUUUCUAUAAUAACUUGUAAAACAUCCACCCUGGUGUCUCCAGUCAGGACAUCAACAUCAGGUCUUUCAGGACAAACAUUAACCCUGGUGUCUCCAUCCAGGACAUCAACAUCAUGUCUUUCAGGACAAACAUCAACCCUGGUGUCUCCAGUCAGGACAUCAACAUCAUGUCUUUCAGGACAAACUGGGCUGUUAGAAUAUCUGAGCUGCAGUCAGGUCACUGGAUGGGAAAAUGUUUGGAGGACCUUAAAGACCAACUAAUAAAUAAAGGGAACAUGAAUCUUCCAGAUAUGUAUUGAUAUCACACCCAGAGCAGGACCAGCUGAGCCAGUCUCUCUAAAACCUGUCUCAUAUGUCCCGGGAGUCCCCCUGGGAAGACAUAAUCAUCACAACUUAUACAGAUGACAAAAGACAUUUUCUCAAAAUAAGUCCAGACACUUUCACCCUCAGGACAUUUACUAAUGCCAAUCAACAUAAUAAUGUCAUAUUCAUGCUGUCCCAUCUCAUGGUGUCCCACCUGGUGCCAUCCCUGUGCUUCUACUUCUCAAAAUAAAAGCUUGCAUCUGGAAUAAAAUAAGCUUCAUGCUAAUGGAUAAAUUACUUGAAAUAUUUGGUGUUUUUUAUAACUAAACAGAAGCGGCAAUCAUACAAAUGAAUAAAAUACUUUUGAAAAAGCUACAACUACAAGAUAAAUGCAGACUAUCAUACUGUUGACUAAAAUACUUUAAAAUAUAUGUCCGUCUAUAAACUGAAUGCAUAUUUUAGGCAAAGUGAAAAAUUCCUUCUCUGGCUGCAACAUCCCGUCUCAUGCCCUCUCGCCAUGUUGAUAAGCAAUGUCCCGGUGAAGGGAAAAUAGAAAAAUUUUAACAGUGUGCCUACUGCUUGGUUCACAUCUUAAUACCAAUAUAACAAAAAAAAAGUGUUACAUGUCUUAACCCUUCAGAGAAAUAACUUUUAAAACCUAUUACAGACCUUUCUGUUUCCCAGGAACAGCUACAACGUAGCAAGCGCUGACCCAACCAGACUUCAUUUAAAAAACAGGACUUUUAGUGUGUUCAGAGCCAACAUAUUUCCACAUGUAAAUCGGUAAAGUAUGUGAGAGAAAAUUCUUCUUGUCCUCUCCUCCUCCUGGGUUGCUAUAGUGAUGGACAAUGGUUGAGUAAAGACCGUGGUCACCUCAGGUGUCUAGUUAAUAUCGUUAGUAACGGCUGAUCUGAGCUAACUUUACUCUGCUGUUGGUCUG